AUGGGACACGAAUACGUGGAGCUCAAGAAUACGCAUGCGGCUAUUGAAUCCUACCGCCGAGCCGUGGAUGUAAAUCGGCGGGAUUACCGAGCUUGGUACGGCCUUGGUCAGACAUACGAGGUGCUUGAGAUGCACACCUACGCUCUAUGGUACUACAAGAAGGCGGCUGGCUUGCGACCUUGGGAUGGCAAGAUGUGGAUGGCUAUAGGGUCGUGCUUACAGAAGAUGGGCCGAGAACGAGACGGCAUCAAAGCGCUCAAACGCGCCCUCCUUGCUGAUACGUACUAUGACUCGACCAGCAGCAGCUUCGGCAGUGCGGGUAUUGAUCGCGCCGCCCCGGGCCAUAUGGAUCCCGAGAUCCUUCUCCAGAUCGCUUCCAUGUAUGACAACCUCGAUGAAGUAGACGAGGCGAAGGCAUAUAUGGAACUUUGUGUUGCACAAGAGGACGGGAGCUUGGGGGAUAAUCUGGGCGACUCUGUGGCAAUCCAUAAUGACUCUCCCGGAGGUGCAUCAGAUGACGAGGAUGGAGGUGAAAGGAAUGGCGGAGGUGAUGGUACGGGAGUUACAGCAGCGACCAGUAAGGCUCGCAUGUGGCUUGCCAGAUUUGCCAUGCGCUCUGGUGAUUACACAACAGCCAACCGCCUUGCGACUGAGCUAUGUCAGGAUGGCCAGGAUGUGGAGGAAGCCAAGGCUCUCAUAAGAGAGGCUCGGGCGAGGUUGGAUCCAGACCAGGCGGGUGAUUAG
Phaeoacremonium minimum UCRPA7 is the source of this 744-nucleotide messenger RNA. Its product is annotated as putative anaphase-promoting complex subunit 8 protein. The transcript has a single exon. Gene Ontology annotation, molecular function: protein binding. Gene Ontology annotation, biological process: cell division. Lineage: Eukaryota; Fungi; Ascomycota; Sordariomycetes; Togniniales; Togniniaceae. The coding region runs from base 1 to 744 and encodes 247 amino acids. The record is from RefSeq and is a predicted model, not a curated record.